AUGUUUGUUAUGAAUAGGUUGUCAAAAUUGAACAAUAAAAGUUUUAUAUUUAAAAAUGUAUCUACAAAACCAACUCAAGAACAUACUCAAGAAUUAGUCAAUGUUGAAAGACUAACAAAUGAUGAUAAAGGUAUUGUAGUCAUAGGUCUCAAUAGACCGUGGUCAAAAAAUGCAAUUAAUAAACAUAUGCUUGAUCAGUUACUAAAUACUUUUAAACAGUUGUACAAUGACAAUGAUACAAAAGCAGUUAUUUUUCGAAGUCUAGUAAAGGGAAUAUUUUGUGCAGGAGCCGAUUUAAAAGAACGUUUAAAAUUACCACCUUCUGAUGUCGGAAGACGUGUAUCAGAAAUACGUAAUUUAGCUAAUGUUAUAGAAAAUGUACCUGUUCCUGUUAUUGCAGCUGUUGAUGGUGCUGCAUUAGGUGGAGGUUUUGAAUUGGCUUUAAGUUGUGAUUUUAUAUUAUGUGCUUCCAAUUCCAUUUUCGGAUUAGUAGAAACUAGACUUGGCAUAAUACCCGGUGCUGGUGGCACUCAACGUUUAGCACGUGCAGUUGGUGGCUCACUAGCCAAAGAAUUGGUUUAUACUGCUAGACUUUUUAAUGCGCAGCAGGCUUUACAAUAUGGAGCUGUAAACAGAGUAAGUGAACAAAAUGAAGAGGGUACAGGAGCUUACAUGUGUGCCUUGAAAAUCGCUAGAGAAAUUAUACCUAAUGGGCCAUUUGCAGUAAAAAUGGCUAAAAAAGCGAUCAGUCAUGGACUACAAGUGGACAUAAACAAUGGCUGUGCCAUUGAAGAAUUUUGUUAUAGUCAGAUAAUUCCAACAAAAGAUAGAAUAGAAGGACUCUUGGCAUUUGUGGAAAAGCGAAAACCAAAUUAUACAGGAUCAUAA
Molecule: messenger RNA, 888 nt
Organism: Macrosiphum euphorbiae (potato aphid)
Lineage: Eukaryota; Metazoa; Arthropoda; Insecta; Hemiptera; Aphididae
Source: the annotation of a GenBank genome assembly